AUGGCUGGCGGAAAAUGGAUGGGCUGGUGGGGACACUUGGGCGCUCCCAAGCAGCGCGGAAUCGCCGUUUACACCUUGUCGCCCUAUGAGCAGCGCGCCUUUGCCGGUGCCCUUCACCAGGCUGUCUUCAACACCUUCCGUCGCGUCAGCGCCAAUGCCUUCUACAUUGCCGUCCCCUUCGGUGCCGCCUACGGACUCUUCAACUGGGGCAGGGAGAACCACCAGUGGAGACUCAGCAAGGCUGGCCACGCCGCCCACGCUGAUGACCAUUAA
Linnemannia hyalina is the source of this 273-nucleotide messenger RNA. The record is from the annotation of a GenBank genome assembly. NCBI's taxonomy places the organism in Eukaryota, Fungi, Mortierellomycota, Mortierellomycetes, Mortierellales, Mortierellaceae.